GCAGCAAGCAUACGCAACCGGACGGAUAAAGGCGUCGUCUUUGAUUAUGUAUUUCUCUUUCUUGUAAUGGGAUUUUCUGGUGGAGUAGUGUGUAAUGGAAAAAGGCGCUUUUUGGUUCAUCCAUCUAGCUAAUACAAAUAAUCCAUUUUCUUCCCUGAUUAUUUUUUCUCGAAAUUCAGAAACCAAACAGGGCAAAGGAGCUGUCUUCCUCUUCUUCUCUCUCUCUCUCUCUCUCUCUCUCUCUCUCUAUCUAUACCUAACCGGUCUGUGUCCUCUCCGUCUGAGCUUUGUUUUCUUCCUUCAUUUGGUAUUGGGGGAGCACUACGAGCACUCCGUAAUUUAAGUUUUUGUUUUGAUUUUUUAUGACUCUCACCGUCAUCUUCAACUGUUAAGUUUUCUUUUCUCAUUGGCACUUUGUAAUUAUUUCUGCUUUCUUCUUCUUCUUUUUUUUUUUUUUCUUUCGUUCGGAAAAGUUCAAAAAGAAACACCUUCUUUUGGAAUUUUACUUUAAGAUGCACUGACAAGUGACGACUUUUUCUUCAACGGAGAGUUAAAGCUUUGUUGCUGUUUAGUGGGUUCUGAGAUCUGAAAUUUUUUUAAAUUUUUUCCUUCUGUCUUCUUCAUUGUCUAUUCUCAAACUUUUUCUGCUCAGUGUAAUCUUCUUCAGAACUUCGUUUGCUUCUCCACCAUUUCUUGCCUGCGCAGCACCUGUAAUUUUAGAUCUCGUAAUAGUUUCCGCCAAGUGUCAGUUCCACCAAAUUCCUGAAAUCUCAAUCUUUACUCCACUGGUUUCACUACUUUUAACACCUUCAAGUAACGUAACCGUGGUUUUUUCGGCGAGAUUGGGGCUUUACAUUGUUGAGGAAAAAAGGCUAAUAACUUUUAACCUCUUGCAGUGAACGAAGCAAUUCUGAGCUUCUCCGACAUUUCCGCUCUGCUUGGUUUUCUGACGAUGCGGAGUAUCCCCAAGCUAGGUUCACGCCGAAGAGAAGUAUGAUUGAUCAGUUUAUCAAUUUUGUCAUUCGCCCUCCCAGGGUGGAUUACAACCCUGAUCAGUAUUUAUGGGAAAAGGAUUUCACUCUAGCUGGUAGACAGUACAAGCGACAGGACUUGGAGCUUACAAAUUCAAGAGGCCAUACCUUGCGCUGCAGUCAUUAUCUACCUUCAUCUUUCACUGGAGAUACUCCUCUUCCUUGUGUUAUAUACUGCCAUGGGAAUAGUGGAUGUAGGGCAGAUGCAAAUGAGGCUGCUGUAAUCCUUCUUCCCUCAAAUAUUACUGUUUUCACCCUUGAUUUUUCUGGUUCGGGCUUGUCUGAUGGUGACUAUGUUAGCCUUGGUUGGCAUGAAAAAGACGACCUUAAGAUUGUGGUGUCAUAUCUCAGAAGCAAUAAACAAGUAUCUCGAAUAGGUCUAUGGGGACGAUCUAUGGGUGCUGUCACCAGCCUUCUCUAUGGAGCAGAAGACCCAUCUAUAGCUGGAAUGGUGUUAGACAGUGCGUUUUCAAACUUAUUUGAUUUAAUGAUGGAACUAGUGGAUGUCUACAAAAUCCGGCUUCCUAAAUUCACAGUCAAGGUGGCAGUGCAGUACAUGCGACGGGUAAUUCAGAAGAAGGCAAAGUUUGAUAUCAUGGAUCUUAACUGCCUAAAGGUUGCACCAAAAACAUUUAUUCCGGCUUUAUUUGGACAUGCUAGCGAGGACAAAUUCAUUCAACCCCACCACUCCGACCUUAUCUUCAAGUCUUAUGCAGGAGAUAAAAAUAUCAUAAAAUUUGAUGGUGAUCACAACUCUUCGAGACCACAGUUCUAUUAUGAUUCAGUGUCUAUAUUCUUCUUCAACAUUCUACAUCCUCCUCAAAUAGCUUCUGCAUAUUCAAGCAAACUUGAGAAAUAUUAUGAUUUGGGGGAUUUGAAGGUCGGAGCUGGCAUGGAUGAGAAUCUUCUAUAUGAGAUUAUCACAAGCCUCCAUUCUGCGUGUAAUGGUGCUGCGAGUUCAUCUUCUGCUCCUCCUACCAUUUUAACUACGAAGCCUGUGGAUGAACUUCUCUCAGAAAUUGCUCCAUUUACUAGCACAGAUUCUUUGCUUAAUGAUAAUAGUACACCUAAUGGUGAUGAGCCUCUAUACUUACAGGAUAAGCCAGACGGUCAGAGCGAGGAGUGUUGCUCUUAUACAAGCUCCAAUAGAGAGAGUUGGGGUAGAUGUUCUUCAUUAGGAGGCAGUGAUGGAGAGUCUUCUGCAGGCUGCACUGCUACGAACAAUUGUCAUCAGACAAGUCUCAAUGUGCUUGCUACUCCCCUUAGAAAUAUAAAUCAAAAACCGAACAACCCGCCAAAAGAGGACAAGAAGAACAAGAAGGUUCAAGCAGUUCAGAAGAAGCCUAAACGUGAGAAGGCUAGAGAGAAGCUUGAAAAGCUAGAGGCCCUUAGUAAACGACUGCGGCAUUGUAUUCUAAAGCGAGUUAACCAUCGAAGACAUCGUUCUUCAUGAUAGCUUUGUACCUUAGCAUACUCAUGUAACUAUGUCCAAUUCAUCUUCAAGUAACAUUUCUAUUUACUUUGUGGUGUAGUAAAAAAGCAAUGGGUUUUAUUCUGA
Carica papaya (papaya) is the source of this 2589-nucleotide messenger RNA. Its product is annotated as alpha/beta-Hydrolases superfamily protein. Lineage: Eukaryota; Viridiplantae; Streptophyta; Magnoliopsida; Brassicales; Caricaceae. The record is from RefSeq and is a predicted model, not a curated record.